Messenger RNA from Symbiodinium pilosum, 246 nucleotides. NCBI's taxonomy places the organism in Eukaryota, Dinophyceae, Suessiales, Symbiodiniaceae. The record is from the annotation of a GenBank genome assembly.
GACACCAAGCUACUCCAACCUACGAACCACGUGGAGCACAACUCGCUCCGGUUCCUGGGCAACCUUCGGUUGAACCUCUGGGACUGCGGAGGCCAAGAUCAGUUCAUGGAGAACUAUUUCGAGUCCCAGCGUGAGAACAUCUUUCAGCACUGCGAGGUGCUCAUCUACGUGCUAGUUGCAGUACGUGACCAGCAUACGCAAGUGGACGAGCGCAAGAAGGACAUCGAGUACUUCAAGGCAGCCUGU